UCGGACUGGGCGGGUUUGCUGUUUUUGCACCUUCGCCGCAUCAGUAGGCGAUCGAGUGCAGAGCUAUCAGGAUGAUACCGACGCCGAAGCAUCGAAGUGCAAACCUCCCUGCCGACGAUGUCAACGAUGACACGUCGGCAAAGCCGAUGGCUGAGCCGGAAAACCUGGUGCGACGAAAGGGCAUCAAGGAUUCGAUCGUGGGAAGAUGGCUGGAUAAGCACGUCGACAAAAUGGGCAAGUACUGGUCUUACCUGCCGAAUUUCGCUGGAUCGGUCACUGCUACGUUAGCUAUUUUUCUACUAGGAGCCUGCUUUCGAGGCGAGUGGAUGCUGAUCUUCGUGCACUUUGCCAAGCGCUUCGGCUCCAUCGAGGAAGAAGAUGGAGCAACAACUACGGUCCAGACUGUCACGGACGAUGCUAACGAGUCACACUCGUCCAGUCGCUGGCCCUGGGAGUAUCUGCUCUCGGAUGACGUGCCGCCAUACGUCAGGCACUUUUUUGUUACCUGGAGUGUCGCAAUGGUCACGGCCUACACCAUCUACUUCAGCGUCUAUGGUGCUCUACACUGGUACUACUGCGUUCGACGACACGACAAGGCCGAAAAGUGGAAAUGCCAGCCGUACAAGUGGCUUUCCACAGCUUUGGAAAGACACGAAAUAAUGCUAGGAGUAUUCAGUCUGUUCUGAACGAAUACGCUAACGGCUGCAUUUGUUACUUACCUUAUAAACGGCGGACCAUUGAUGAUAUACUACGACUUUGACGAGUAUACCUGGCUCUGGUGGUUCCUUCAGUGGCCAGUCAUCUAUGUAGUACUGUUCCAUACUGUACUAUCAUGAUCUAUAAUUUCUACCACGGAAUAAUUGAUCACUCAGGAAUAAACUUCAAAGCUCAAUGGUGGCAACCGUGGCAGCCUGAUGCAUCUUUCCACGAUAAUCAUCACCAGUAUACUCAUGUUAAUUUUGGAUUCAACAUGUUCUUUUGAGACAAGUUCCACGGUACAUAUAGAUUGAAGGACCGCAUCUACAAUGAAAAAACAUUCUUCGGAAGGGGAAAGAAACUAUCAGAGGCGACAAAAGAAGAGUUGUUGUCUGGCCUUCAAGAACGUGAUUCGGAAAAUGUUGAUAACAAAGUUGUCUAUACAUUAGACGAAAGGGAACUUAAACAUACAAAAAUUACUUAGAAUAUAUUUUUUAAAUUAACGAAAAAGUUAAACAAAUAAUAGUAUAAUGUAUAAAUUUCGUAGAAUAAUUAGUAAAACUAU
Nasonia vitripennis (jewel wasp) is the source of this 1261-nucleotide messenger RNA. RefSeq lists its product as uncharacterized. The transcript has 5 exons. Lineage: Eukaryota; Metazoa; Arthropoda; Insecta; Hymenoptera; Pteromalidae. The record is from RefSeq and is a predicted model, not a curated record. Bases 72 to 686 code for a protein of 204 amino acids.